AUGCCUCCACGCCACCAAACUCUCCCACCAGCUCAAACCUCCUCCGCCCGCGAAGCCCUCCAAUCAUUCUACUGUCAGCUAUGUCAAAAAGGAUACAGCCGCAUGAACGACUAUGAAGCCCACCUCUCCUCGUACGACCACAGCCACAAGCAGCGUCUUAAGGACAUGAAGCAGAUGGUGCGGGACCCCCAAGCUGCCGCACGCGCUAGGAGACAAGAGCAAAAGAAUGAGGGCGUCAUCUCCAUCAAGCUUGGAGAAGCUGCGGCUGGUGGUGCUGCUGCUCCCGGGGGUGGUGGCUUCAAGAAGGGCGGGUUUAAGAAUCCGGGGUUUAAGAGUGCCUUUGUUCCUUUCGGGGAAAAUAAACCGGCCGCGGCCGUGACUACACCAGCACCAUCGACUAAGGAUGAUACAGCGGCGGAGAUCAAGAGGGCACCGAGAAGCGAGCUGGUUGAGAGCGACACCGAAGACGAGGGAUACGAGGUUUACGAUCCUAGCAAACCGACCGACUGA
Messenger RNA from Sordaria macrospora k-hell, 510 nucleotides. RefSeq lists its product as uncharacterized. The record is from RefSeq and is a predicted model, not a curated record. Gene Ontology annotation, molecular function: nucleic acid binding; zinc ion binding. Lineage: Eukaryota; Fungi; Ascomycota; Sordariomycetes; Sordariales; Sordariaceae.